This is a messenger RNA of Carassius carassius (crucian carp), 4760 nucleotides long. RefSeq names its product zinc finger protein 652 (gene znf652). Gene Ontology annotation, molecular function: DNA-binding transcription activator activity, RNA polymerase II-specific; RNA polymerase II cis-regulatory region sequence-specific DNA binding. The transcript has 7 exons. NCBI's taxonomy places the organism in Eukaryota, Metazoa, Chordata, Actinopteri, Cypriniformes, Cyprinidae. Gene Ontology annotation, cellular component: nucleus. The record is from RefSeq and is a predicted model, not a curated record. Bases 955 to 2889 code for a protein of 644 amino acids. Gene Ontology annotation, biological process: regulation of transcription by RNA polymerase II.
CAACAAGAAUCCGUCAAUGUCAUAUUCACAGCAUACAGUGGUAUUGAUAUUUAGACUACACUGUAUUGCAUCAUAUCAAAUCCAUGACAUGUUAGAAAUGACGAUCUCCGAGGCAGUGAAAAGACUUCUUGAUUGAGGUGCAAAUGUGUCUGUUUUAAAGCAGAAUAUAAUAUUGUUAUAUUAUGCAAUAAUAGCAUAUUUCUCUCAUUUCUGUCCUAAAAUAUGUACAGAAUGUGCAAAUAUGUGAGGUUUUCUUUCCCAUUGUGUGAGUGUGUUUUCUGUGCAUAACUUUUUGUGGUUUAAUUUUGAGCUGCUCACACACACUUACACUGAAAAAUGAAACGGUUGCGGUUUAGUAUGUGUAUCUGAUUAAAAGUGAGAUUCUAGAUGUCCUCACCUUAACCAGGCUGCAGUUUCGUUUCUCUUUCUUUUUUCCUAUGUUAUUCACUUGCUUGCUUCUUUCUCACACACACACACAUAUAAAGGAUGUAUGGCACCUGAUUUGAAGACCAGAAGGUUCUGCCAGGUAACAACUGGCUGCAGGGUGCUGAUUCGGAGCGGCUGGUAAUGACUGCGAGAUCAAAGCGCUGAGUUUAACGGCACAGAGACUCUGACAGAGAGGAGGCGGCUUUUGUGUCUGAAUCAGCAGAGAUUUGCAGAUGAGGUGCCACUAUUGUCUUUCCAAGUGAAGCCGAGAUGCUGUUGAGAGACUGAAGUCUGAAGUUGGAUCUAAAGCCAAGACGAGUUUCAUUUGGAUUGAAAUUAAUGGAGGCUUGCUUUGGGCGAGGCUAAGGUGACUCUCCUCAUCUCUCCUCCUUUACACGCUCUUGCCCUCCUCUCAUUAAUUCGAGAGGAGGGGUACAUUGCCUCCUGUAUCGCCCUUGACAAGAAACAGUGGUUAUUCUCAAACAUAAAGAGGGAAACACUCCGAUUUUACCGAGCGAUCGGCUGCUGAUGAAGUCCUGCCAGACACUGAAGGAGGAGGUGUCCGGCCCGGAGAUGAUGUCUCAAGAGGAGGGGCAAAUGACUCAACCCUCCCAAACAUACUUCCACAACACCUCACAGUCACCGAUGCCCUCUGACCUAAACCCCCAUCCUGCCCCGACUCAACCGUUCUACCAGGAAGGGUCUGGAACAGAUGCAACGAAGAGUGGAAACUGUGGGACGUCUGAGGAUUCUGAAGCUGAAGAGGGAGCAGGGGCGGAGGACGAAUUCAAACGAGGACAGAUCAUUGUAGAGGUCAACCUCAAUAACCAGACCCUGCACGUGUCCAAAGGAGACGACGCAGCAAAUGCAAACACCGCCGGAGACGACAAGAGCAAUAGUGAGGAAGAGGAGGUAGAAGAGGAGGAGGAGGAGGAGGAAGAGGAGGAUGACGACAGUGUUGAAGAUGACUACAGUGCUGAGGAGGAUCUGGAUGAGGAGGAUCAAGAUGAUGAGGAAGAGGAAAACAACAGUCGGCGAACAAGAGCACAGCGUGCACACAGGAGUCGAGCCGCAGCUCCGCCACAGCGAAAGAGUCGCCGCGUUACCACUUCAUCAACUGGGAGCGUAACCACUGGGACUGCUGGCGUUACGACAAGGGGGCGGAGGAAGAAUGCUGAGGGCCCGCCCCAAAAGCGUAGACCUGCCAAGGAGCCCAAAAGCUCCGCCUCCUCCACCUCAGGAGCGACAGUCGCGGGAAGAGGAAGAGGGGCCAAGGGAGAGGGUGAGGAGAAAGAGACGCUAGCGUGUGAAAAAUGUCCACGUGUGUUCAACACCCGCUGGUACCUGGAGAAGCACAUGAAUGUGACGCACAGACGCAUGCAGAUCUGCGACAAGUGCGGGAAGAAGUUCGUGCUGGAGAGUGAACUGGCUCUUCACCAGCAGACAGACUGCGAGAAGAACAUCCAGUGUGUGUCAUGCAGUAAGUCCUUUAAAAAGCUGUGGUCCCUCCAUGAGCAUAUUAAGAUUGUCCAUGGCUUUGCCGAGAAGAAGUUUGCCUGUGAGAUUUGUGAGAAGAAAUUCUACACCAUGGCUCAUGUCCGUAAGCACAUGGUCGCUCACACAAAGGACAUGCCGUUUACCUGUGAAACCUGUGGAAAGUCUUUUAAGCGCAGCAUGUCACUGAAAGUGCAUUCACUGCAGCAUUCGGGAGAGAAGCCCUUCCGUUGUGAGAACUGCGACGAGAGGUUCCAGUACAAAUACCAGCUGCGGUCUCACAUGAGCAUCCAUAUAGGACACAAGCAGUUUAUGUGCCAGUGGUGUGGCAAAGACUUCAACAUGAAACAGUAUUUCGACGAGCACAUGAAGACACACACAGGUGAGAAGCCGUUCAUCUGUGAGAUCUGUGGGAAGAGUUUUACCAGUCGGCCCAACAUGAAGCGGCACCGGCGCACGCACACGGGGGAGAAGCCAUACCCUUGCGAAAUCUGCGGCCAGCGUUUCCGCUUUUCCAACAUGCUCAAGGCGCACCGAGAGAAAUGCUUCCGGGUCACCAGCCCGGUCACCCUUCAGCCUGCCAGCAUGGCACUUCCCAUUCACCUUACCGGCCACACCCCUUCUUCAAGCCACACCCUUAGCCCAACCCAGCCCACUCAGUCGACGCCUGUGGGCCCCGUAAUGAUCAGUCCUGCCACAGCCGGGCCCCUGCCACAACGGGUGGUCACCGCCCACGGCUUCUCUCAUUUGCACAUGCAGACGGUGCCCGUGCAACAUCACCCCGCACACACUCACACUCCUGUCCAUCACACAGGACACGCCCCCAUGACGAGCCACGCCCCUCAGCAGAUCUCAGUGCAGCCUUCUGUCCUGCCCCCUCCCCCCGCCCUGUUCAAGAGUGAGCCAAUAAACCACUGCGCGCACGAGGACUCGUACCUGCGACAAGGCGCCGCUCCGCAACACCACUGAAACACAGUGUCUCGUACACAAACUCACUAAUGUGAAAUCAGCAGACGGAUGGACAACAUGCAUCUAAUUCACAGGAAUCGGAAAGCUGGAACUCAGUCAAAUGCAAUGAAAUGUGUAUGUGUGUGUGUGUGUGUGUGUGUGUGUGUGUCUGAGAUACAGAACUGAUACUACAAAGCAACUUGCCACUAGCACUCGUGACCAAACAGGAUUGAUCUCUGUGAACUGAUCUCUAUAACACAAGCGCAAACUUCCUAAAGCAUUACUUGGAUUCACUUCACCUCGCUACAAACUCUGUCACAACGAUCAAAACAAUGGGCCGCUGGGAUUUCAGUGGCACAAACGUGGAUCUCUCUCUCUCUAACUGUUUAUCAACUCAGCUGCUGUUGCAAAGGUUCUACGGGUUCAAGCGUUCACAGGUUAAAGGUCUAGAUUUCAAAAAAUGCAGUGUAACCUCUUUAGAAAUGCAGGUCUUCCAGACAAAGGAAAAUGUUCCUGUUCUACAUAACAAAUCAUAUACAAGUCAUUACACAAAAAAUAGUCUACAGCACUUAGUAGUCUGAAUGACUGAAACGUAUCUGUUGCCGGAUUGUGGUUGUCAACUAUUUUAUUCAGAUAUAGGUGUUUUCUUUCUUUCCUCUUUCUUUUUUUUUUUUUUCAUCAAAUAAAAUACAAAUAUGCUUACUGGGUAAUACCUGUAGCUCUCCGGCUUGUUCAGUCGGAGAUCGAGACUGUUAAGGAAGACCAAUGCUGUGAUGUGUCAUAGGAAGACUGCAACUAAAGGCAAAUUUAUUAGUUUUACUGUAUGUUCUAUACAACCUAACUCACUUACCGAUAUUUUUAUUUGUAUAAAGUAGAUGCUCUGUGAGACUUUUUAAAAAGAAAAUCGGAUUUCUAUGUUGAAUUGAGAUGCGUGCUUGUGAGAGUCUGUAUGAUGGGUUGGAAAAUGCAGAAAGAGUUAGUUUCUAAUCAUAUAUUCAACCGAAUGUAGGAGAGGAGUGUGUGUCUGUGUGUGUGUGUCUGAAUGAUCUUUUGUCUGUGGUGCUGGUAUCAAAAGCUGCUUUUUAGUUGCUCUCUGUCUUUUCCUGGUACAUGAUUCUUUAUCAUGCAGAUGAUUAGUGUGUGAGUGAGUGUUAGAUAGUGACAUUAGGAGCAGCACAGAUAAAGUGAAAGACUUGAGUCAAUCAGACUCGGCUGACUGAUUGAUUGUCAAAUAUUUUUGUUCUCUCUCAUUAGACAAAGGCAUCUGUCCUCUGCACUUUACUGCCAAGUAAGAGGUUUGCGCAACUGACAAAGAAUUGUUUGUCAUGUGUCUGACAUGUGAAAGAUGGCUGGCUCUUGGAAAAUGGGGAGAAUCACAAGGGGAUUUGGUCAGGAUUCUUUGUUAUACGUCAGAGAACUGCAGUUUGUGCCAUAAGAAGUUGUGUUUUGCCUUCAUGCCCCUCCCUUUUCACCUCUUAUUAGUUCAGGUGGCUGUCAAUCAUAUGCUUUUUUUAUUCUUUAACUCAAUGUGUUUUGGGCUACUUGUCUGAUUCUCUCCAUUCUCCAUCAGUUGAUGGAAUGCACUUUCUAAUAAAACCUUGCUAGAUAAGAAAAAUAAGCAGACCAUAAUAAUGUUUAUUCUUGUGAGGUGUUUUUACUCAAAUCUCUUCUCAGCUAGUAUGUUUCAACUUCUCUACCCUCUGGACUUCAGCAAUGUUUUAUUGUUAGCGUUGUGUCUGGUACAGAAACAUCUGACCUUCGUUGAGAUCUGUUUUGUAUUGCUUUCCUGUUUUUGAGACACCAUGAUCGACUUGCAUUAAUGUUGGGCCUUUUUUAUAUUGUUCAUUUAACACUUUCUGCUAACUUUACAGAAGUAAAAUUUAAUUAGCCAC